This is a messenger RNA of Chrysoperla carnea, 8687 nucleotides long. RefSeq names its product serine/arginine repetitive matrix protein 2. NCBI's taxonomy places the organism in Eukaryota, Metazoa, Arthropoda, Insecta, Neuroptera, Chrysopidae. The coding region runs from base 134 to 7723 and encodes 2529 amino acids. The transcript has 13 exons. The record is from RefSeq and is a predicted model, not a curated record.
UUAAUUAAGAUAAUUUUCAAUAUAUAGAGUUUAAAAUCAUUUGCUUAUUAUAUAUAGAGUUUAAAAUAAAAUAAUGUAAAAAGUUUCAUUUAGUUUGUUUAGUUUUAGUUGAGAGAGGAAUAAUAUUUAAGAAAUGAGUGACGAUAGUGAUAUUGAAGACAUAAAUGUUUGUCGUAAAGGCAAACGAAAAAUUUGUGUUGUUAAUGAUAGUAAUUCAGAUUCAGAUGAUUCUCAAAUUAUAAAUAAUAAUCGUAGACGACGUUUACAGAGAGUUGAAAGCGAAUCAGAAGGUGAAUCUGAUUCUAGUUUAGUCCAUAAACGUGGAAAAACUAAAAAAAUGUGUGUUGUAAGUAGCGGAAGCUCUGACGAUGAUGCCGAAGAAGACGAUAGUCAAUGUUCAACAGACAAUGAUAGUGGUGCAUCAUCAUACGAAGAAUCCGAUGAAGAUGAUACUCAAGAUGUGGCCGCUGCAAGUGCUACUACACAAUCCCAAACCCAAUCAAAAGAAAGUGGUAAUUGGUCAGAUAGUAGUGAUGGACAAUCGGAGAAAUGUCCAAUAUGUUUGUUAACAUUUAAAACACAAGAUAUUGGUAGUCCGGAAACAUGUGAUCACACAUUUUGUGUGGAAUGUAUACAGGAAUGGUCGAAAAAUGUGAACACAUGUCCGGUGGAUCGACAAGAGUUUACAUUAAUAUUGGUGCGACGUGAAUUACAUGGACGUGUUGUACGUCGUAUACCGGUCACACGGAAACAAGCUACUGAUGAAUUGAUGACUGGGGGAGAUGGUGGUGCGAUUGUUGAUUUAACUUAUUGCGAAAUAUGUGGACAAAGUGAUCGUGAAGAUCGUAUGUUGUUGUGUGAUGGUUGUGAUUUAGGAUAUCAUAUGGAAUGUUUGGAACCACCAUUGGAUACGGUUCCUGUUGAUGAAUGGUACUGUUCAGACUGUUCACGAGACAAUUCAGGUCCAUUAGCAGAUGCAGUUGAAAUCUAUGAAGGUGAAUUAGAUGCAUUAAUCACAGAAAUGGAAGAAAUCGGUGGUGGACGUUUAGCGCCAAGACGUCGUCGAUUAUUACCACGUACUCGACAAAGUGAACGUGUACGUGCAAAUAUCGAAACACAACGGCAUCAACAAACCUUAAACACACCAGGUCCAUCAUCAUCCUCCCUAUUAGAUAAUCAACCAUCGACUUCAUCGGGUUUUGAUGAUAAUAUGUCCCCGUCUACAAGUUCUAGGCGACGUAGUCGUACCACAACAACUUCUACCUCGAGAAAUAAACCAAAAAAGCGAAAACGACGAAGGCGUCGUCGACGAACUGGCGGUGUGAUUGAGUAUGAAAUUGAUGAAGAGUCUGGUGUUAAAUUUGCAUUAAAAGCAAAGAAACGUCGACGUCGUAAAAAGAAAGUUAAACGAUUACGUCGUACGGUUAGUGCAGCCCCAAAAACUGUUAAACGACGUUUAGCCAAUCAAUUAGGAAUAUAUGCGAAUUCAGGAGCUUUGAAACCAAAACAAGUGAAUAAUAAUGUACUUGGUUUUCAACGAAGCCAAGCUGGUAUUACAUCAGUUUCUUUGUUUGGAAAUCGUAAUGAAUUAGAUUAUUUUUCUGAUAGUGAUAAUAACGACGAUGGUGGUGGUGCUGAUAUCUUUUUAGGUGGUUCAGCUGGUUCAAGUAUAUUAGCACGUGCUCGACCUGCAUCAGCAAUCAGUUUACGUCCACAACAUCGGCAUAAACUUAAAACAUUAUCUGUCCCAAGUCCACCAGCAGCUACAACACCAUGUGAUAUUCUAGGAAGUAUUUUAGAUCAACAAUCAAAAUUCUUAUCAAAAAAUGCAAAAUUAUCAGUUGGUGAAAAUGGAACAAUUGUAAUUGAUGCUGAAACAAAUUCAAAACUUCCUACCGAGCAAAAAGUCGACGUACAAUCCUCUUCAAAUACUAAAUCCACAACACAAGUUCCUAUGUAUCCUGGAUAUGGGAAUAGUGGAAAUCGUUCCUCGUAUGGAGGAUCAUCUUCAUUUAAUAAUAAUCGUGGUGGUAAUUCCUAUAAUCGUGGUGGUGGUGGUGGCAGCAGCGGUGGUGGGGGUAAUUAUGGUGGUAAUAAUUAUGGAAAUAAUAGUUUCCGUGGUCGAGGAGGUGGUACCAGUGGUUAUGGUGGUAAUAACCAGUAUGAUUCACGUGGCGAUAACAAUCGAUAUAUGGAUUUCUUAAAUCGUGGACCAUCGUCGUAUCAACAAUCACGUGGUGGACCACCAUUUCAACGGGGACGUGGUGCACCACGUUUUCCAUCAACACGACGACCAAAUGAGAAUAAUUAUCAAAGGCAUAGUUUCCCAUUUGAUCAGCACACUCAACAAGAAUUAGAUCUAUCAUCGACGUCCGGUAGUAAUGUACAAGAUCAUGAAAUAUCACGAUCUAGUGAGACUCACCGUCAACCACCACCAGAUACAAGUAAUCAUCCACAAGAUCAUACAUCGUCGAUGAUGUCCACUACAACUACUUCGUCGUAUGACGAAGAUGCUAAUAAUGAUGAUUUGGAUAUUUACAGUGAUAUCGAAACAAAAGAUACAGGAACAUCAUCUCCAUCGAAUGAAGUUGUUGGAAGCUCAGCUCCUACAUUAGUACCCCCACCAAUGCCUCCAUCAUUACCUGGAAUAGUUUAUGGGAGUGAUUCAGACGUAAAUGACAGUGACACAGAGCUAGUUAUUGAUGACACAGAUAAACAAGAUGAUGGAUACGAUCCGGCUGAACCAUCGGCUGAAACUGAUAGUGAACCAGAUAUUUCAACAUCUUCGACAACGGUUCCUCCACCAUCUCAAUCUGCUGAAUCCGAACAAAUAGUAGCAUCAACUUCUGGUGAAGAUGAAGGUAAAAUUAUUGGUCCACAAUUACCAGAAGAAAUGAGAAAAUUAUUAGUUAACGAGGAAACACAACAACUUCCACCAGUGAAUGUUGUUCAACCACGUAUCAUACUUUUGCAACCGAAAUCAGUGAACGAAGUCGGUGAAGAUGCCGAAGAUAGUGGAGAUGAUGAUCGAUGUCCAAAUAUGUCAAUUUAUUCGUCACAAAACUUUGCAAAUUACGAUGAAGAUGUUGGACCUGCUGGAGAAGCAACAUUGCCAAAUGAAGAGAAAGAAAAGAAAGAUGAUAACGACGAUGAUUGUCCAAACUUUUCCAUUUAUUCCGCUGAAAGUAUGGGCGUUGCAAAAGUUACCGAUGACGAUGAUAUAGUAAUACCAAGCACUGCGUCCGUUGAAGCGGAAUCAAGUGGUGAUAAACCAGCGGAAUCAAGAGAUGAUGAACCAGAUUCCGUACAAAAUGAUGAAGUUGAAUCGAGCACAACAGAUUUUGAAAAAGAUUCAAUUUCAUCGUUACCAUUACCACCUGGACCAGCACCGCCACCAGCAGUUGUUGCUACGACUGUCGAUGAAGAAAAGCAGGAAGAACCUGAUUCGGGUAUACAAAAUGCUGAACCCGAUUCAAAUAACAUGGAAAAAUGUGAACCUGAAUUAACAGAUAGUGAAAAUGAGAAUCAAAGUGAAGAAAUAUCAACGACCACAACACAGAAGGUUGACGAAUCGUCGACAUCUUCAGCAACACCUGCAAAAAAAUUACCGGUUAAGAUUGAUGCAAAUAUGAAGAAAGAUUUAGAUCGAAAACCGACAAGUAGUAGUUCUAUGCGAAUUUUACAAUUGUAUGACGAUAGUGAUUUUGAAGAAUGGUCUGAAGGUGGUGCUCCACCACCUGGAGCAUCUACAGAUAAAGAUGCACCAUCUAAGGAAUCUACCGAUAAUAAUGUUAUGGCUGAAAUUGAAAAAAUGACAGAAGCUGUUAGUGAAGAAGAGGAACGAUGUUAUACACCAUGUAUGGACGAAAAGAAAGAUGGCAAAGACGGAAAUGAUCGGAACGAAUCACUAGGUAUUGGUGGGCUGGAUACAGAAAUGGUCUCAGAAGAUGAGAAAAAUGAUUUUGAUGAAUCACAUGAAAUGAAAACUGCAUCUGAUGGUGAAGCUUUGGAAAUUAAUGCCAAGGAUCAUGAACUUGAUUUAGCGGCACGUCCUGAAGAUUAUGAAGAAGGUGAAAUAGUUGAGGGUGCUGCUAAUGCAGCCGCUAAAGCUGCGAAAGCAGAUCCAAAACCAGCACCUACUGAACCCCCUGUACAAGAACAAAUUGUUUUAACUGACGAUAACGAAGAAGUACCAUCUGAAGCUCCAGUUAAAGAUAAGAAAAAGAAAUCAGGACUAUCUAGUGCUGUAAAUUCAUCGUUUAAGAAAGUUAGUAAAAAUACAAAAGAACGUAAUUAUCGUGAUAAAGAAAACAAUCGUGACAAUCGUGAUCGUAGUAAAUCUAAAGAUAAAAAAUCAGGUAAAGAUCGUAAUUCUGGUAACGCUGGUGAUAAAAAGAAUCAAAAAAAGAAAAAAGAGAAAAAGAAAGAAUUAGAACGGUACGAUGUACGUAAUGUAAUUGGAUUACGUGCGAAAAAGGAUAUGUUUGGACGUGAUGAAACACGACAUCGUUCUCAAUCACCGGCUGGCGCUGGUAAUGAAAAUCGACGAAGAAAAGAAAAUUCAUGGGAUCGAUCAUCUUCACGAUCAUUCACACCACCGGCAUCACGUAAUCGUCGACGUACAACAGUGACACCACCACCACGUCGACGAAAAUCAUCCUCACGUAGUCUGUCACCACGAACACGACGCUCUGUUACACCAAUUGUACGUGGUGCUCGUCGUAGAUCAUUUUCUCGACGACGUACGCUGUCACCGCGUCGUCGAAGCUUAUCAAAUCAUAGAAGAUCAUUAACUCCACCACCAACACGUCGACGUUCAUCAGGACGAUCGCGUUCAUAUUCACCACGUCGUAAUAAACGAUCAGUAUCACGUUCACGUAGUUAUUCACCAUACCGUCCACGUUCAACUCGACGUAGUCGUAGCCCGUUACAUGCAAAUAAACGUCGUAAAUCACGAUCGCGAUCUCGAUCAAAUGCUCCAGCAAAUAAAAAUCGUUAUCGCAAACAACAUAACGUCCCGAAAUCGAAGUCUACAACUAAUAAGAAAUCAAAGAAAAACAAAAAGAAGAAGAGUGUUUCUCCCGAUGAUCAUCGUAGCCGAUUAUCGUUAUCAGCAACACCACCGUUACAUCGUAACGUUGAUAAUCCAAAUAUCACGCAAACACAAACUGAAUGGGUGGGUGGCGGAGGUACCCGAUAUCGUCGUGAUUGGACACCAUCAUGGUCUCGAUCUCCAUCACCCCAUCAACGGAUACAACGUUCGAAUGUACAAAAUAUAGCUACUUGGACACCACCCUUACACUAUAAUGAAGCCGCGACAACAGCCCUUCCAUCAUCACCGAAACUCACUGUAUAUUUACGGAAUAAUGAAGCGAUACGUAAGAAAAAGGAUAAGAAGAAAAAGAGUGGAGAAAAGCGUAACAAAGAUGCCACAUCAGGCAAAUCUAAACGUCGUCGUCUUGAACAACGUCAACGUACUCCACCUCCAUCAAAGGAAGUAUUCGCAUCUGGUGAUAAUAUUUUAGUAAGCGUUAGUUUUCCCAAAGUCAAUGAAAAUAAUGGCAACGGUGUGGCAAAUGUCCGAGACGUUAUAUCAUCGUCUGGUAAACGUAAACGUGGUGAUUUAGACGGAGAUGGCUCUAAUAAAAAGAAAAAGAGUAACAAAGACAAAUCGAAAAAGAGUGGUGAUAAAUCAAAAAAGAAGAAAAAGGAUACAUCAAAUAUUAAACCAGUAGCAAUAAUUGAUUUAGAUCAAUCGCCGUUCAAGGAAGUAGCACCAUCACCACGUGACGUUAUUAUAUUAAGUGACAGUGACAACGGUGAAAAAGAGGCUGAAUUAAUGGAACGACAAGAAAUGUUACGUGAAGAACUAUUAGAAAUGGAAGAGGAGAAUAAUUCUGUACCACAAUCUCCAACGGAAAAUAAUUACACAAGUGGUCCAAAAACUCCACCAGAACCACAAAUUAAAUUCUUAAUACAAAAACCAACACAAUUAAUACGAAAUGUACAAAAUCCAUUACACGAUGAUCAAGAUGACGAAGACGAUGAUGUUGGACCCGAAGAGGAUAUGAUUGAUCCACAAGAAGAAUUGGAAUUACGUCUAAAUGAAGUUAUGCAUAAAGGACCAAACACACCACCAGAACCACCUAGUUCACCACCAAGCUCUCCAGAUGUUUAUGAUCCAUUUGAACCUACUAAAUCACGAUCACCGUCCCCAACUGAACCUCCAGUGGCGAGUAGUGAUGUUGAUCCAAUCUCCACAAAAGCUACUCCACCUGACAUUGCUGAAUCAGAGUCCUCGUUGGUUGAUUUAGCAGUUGGUCCACUUGAAAAACCAAGCACAAAUUUAAAUAGCGCAACGGAACCAACUCCUAUUCAACGGGUACUAUCGAUAUUAAAUCCAAAACAAGGGGCAACACCAGAACUUUCACCACCUACACCAAACACCGCAACUGUAUCUGAACAGGACUCACAAACACGAACAUCACCAGAGAAAUCAUUAGAUUCUGCUACGAAUAUCGUAAAUAACGCAACAACAUCGACUACAUCAGCGAAAACUUCGAAUUCUCAGCCACCUCCAGCGAUUGUUAAACCAAUGGUGUCAUCAAUGAUGACAUCACAAGCGGCCACAAUGAUGAUCACAUCAACACCAGUUGUACAGAGUGUCGCAGGACAAGCACGACAAAAUAUAUUUAAUAACGCAAGUGGGGCACGUAAUACAGCCACAUCUUCGUCAAUUCCACAAAGGAUUGUUUUACCAAACGCAGCGAAUAAAUCAAGUCCUACCAAAGCGGUGUCAUCCACAACAAAAGGUCCAAUUACAUCCAAACCGAUUAAACCGAUGCAAAAGACAAUUAUAUCAAAAUUACCAUUACCGUCAACCAAACCGUAUGUACCGAGUAGGCAAUUAAAGAAAAGCGGUACUGUACAGCCACAGAAACAAAAUAAUCGUAAUAAUAAUAAUGAAAAUGGUAUUGAAGUGAUUGAUGUGGAUCUGGAUUUUGAUUCGCCAUAUUCACCUGGUUCAAGUGAUUUUGAAGAUUUGUUUGAACCACCAAUGGAGAUUCAAUCAAAUAAUAAGGGUUCACGUUCAAAUAAUACUAAAAAUACUAAAUCACCCGCCAAAAAUAGUAAUCCAAAUAAUCAAAAUGCAUUCGAUUCAUUGUUUGGUAAUUCACCGGUUUAUAAACCAUCAGCUAUUAAUAAUAAGAAAUCGAAGAGUGGAACAGCGAUGAAAAUACCUGUUAAAUAUGAUAAGAAACAGAAAGGAGGUAAACAAGUUGGUGUCAAAUUAGAUGAAGAUAGUUUAAAAAUUUUAGAUGAUUUACCCAGUUCUGCUGUUGAACUACAAGUUAAAAAUAAGUUCUUAAAGAAAUUGAAUCGACAAGAACGUGUUGUUGAAGAAGUAAAACUUGUAUUAAAACCACAUUAUAAUAAGAAACAUGUUACUAAGGAACAAUAUAAAGAUAUUUUACGACGAUCUGUACCAAAGAUUUGUCACAAUAAAUCUGGUGAAAUAAAUCCAAAGAAAAUUCAAUCUCUAAUAGAUGCGUACGUGCGUAGAGCACGUAUUGCAAAUCGUAAAAAUAGUGGUAACACCGGUGGUGUUACAAAUAGUGGUGUCAACAAUAACAACGCUGUACAAACGAAUUCAUCAAUGCCACAAACAUUACCAAAACCAAUCGUGGAUCUUCUACCGUUUAAGAGAAUGUUUCAAUCGUGAAGACACCAGGAAGGCGAAAAUGCAAAGAGAGUUGCAUCCUUGAAUCUAAAUCUUCUCCAGUUUCAGAAAAAUGGAGAAGAAUACGGAAAAUCUCUUGAUAGAAUAACAGUGCGGUGUUUGAGGGUUCUGCUGACAAAAGCAGGGAGUACUGUUAUACCAUUCCGUGGACAAAGGGCUUAAGUUGGACUAUUCAAACAUAUAACAACUACAAGACUAAAAGAGACAUAAAAGAAGGCCAUUUAUUUCCUGUUGUGUUCGUUCAUAAGUAUCAAAUUUUAUACCCUGUGUAUUGUCUGUCUGUCUUUACUGUCUGCACUUCUGAACAACUAACUCAAUUUUAAUUGUACGGAAAAAUAGAGAAUAGUAUAGGUCUGAAGCAGUGGUCCCAAACCUUUUUUUGUCUCGUAGACCAUUUGCCCUUUUUUCAUGACAGACCCUUUGCUACGCAAUGUCGGAUUAAGAUAGCGUGGGGCCCGUAACAAAUUGUAUUAUCAGCCGACAUUUCAUUUACUUGUCCGUAUCCUUUCCCUUUUUCUUUAUCAACAACGAGUUCUUUAUAAUUUUUGUACCUUUAAUCCUUCUAUCAUCAACAAACUGGCGUUAUGAUCGAAGCUCUUUCUCAAAAUUUUUUCACCCCGAGUUCGAGGGCCCUCAGUUAUGCAAUGCCUGUAUAUAUGUACAAUAAUUAUUUUUUAUAGAUCUCUUGUUUUCACUACCGAAGACCCCUUUUUAUUUCCAUAGACUCCUUAUGGACCACUUUUGGAUCAAUCUUGUUUCAAAAGGUCUGUUUUAAAAGUGUAAAUAGGUUGUAUAAGGAGACUGAAUUUGUAAGGCUGGAUAUUUGGAUACCUGAAGCGUUUACCGCGUUUGCUAAUUAAUUUAUCAAUAAUCAAUAAUUUUAAAAAAUUUAUUAUUUUACAAGCAUCAAGUGUUGAUUAUUUCAUUGGAGGUUCGAUAUUAUUUC